Molecule: messenger RNA, 818 nt
Organism: Armigeres subalbatus
Lineage: Eukaryota; Metazoa; Arthropoda; Insecta; Diptera; Culicidae
Gene: mRpL22
Product: large ribosomal subunit protein uL22m
Exons: 1
Coding region: 112-774 (220 amino acids)
Biological process (GO): translation
Cellular component (GO): ribosome; mitochondrial large ribosomal subunit
Molecular function (GO): structural constituent of ribosome
Source: RefSeq, a predicted model, not a curated record
CAAAACAAAAAGCUGUCAAAAGUAAAUCGUAUCGAAUACAUAAUCAGUUCGGUUCAACAUUUCGGAAAAUUUAUUUCUUUUAAAAUAUUAACGUUGCAAAUACUUCAACCAAUGUCCCAACUGCUGCGCAGCCUCAGCCGGCUGUCCAUUGGCAGCCCCAACCGCUUGGUUGCGGUGGUAAGUGCUUCCCCGGCAGCGGCGAUCACCAACCAGUUCCAUACCAGCAGCACGUUGUCCAAGAAGUGGGGCAACCAGAGCAGUGGCCCCAAACGAUGGCUUCCGUACAACAAAAUCGUCUAUCCGCCGCAGACAGCCGAUGAGGAACCCCGGCCGGCGUUCGUGUGCCACCAGAAGACCAACAUCAAGUACAGCCCGAAGAAGAUGUGGUACGUGGCCAGCUUCGUGCGGGGUAUGUCGGUGGACGAGGCGAUCAAGCAGCUGUCCUUCAUCGACAAGAAGGGUGCCUCUGCGGUCAAGGAAACGAUACUGGAAGCAAUCGAGCUGGCCGUGAAGCAGCACAAUGUCGAGUUCCGGUCCAAUCUGUGGGUGGCGGAAUCGUUUUGCGGCAAGGGGCGCGUUUUCAAAGGGUUCCGUCGGCACGGUAGGGGUCGGCAUGGCGAAGUUGAAUACAAACACGUCCACUAUUUUGUCCGGCUGGAGGAGGGAAGUCCACCGGAACAUUACUACCCUGGACGGGAACCGAAGAGUGGGGAGCAAAUGUUGCAGGAAUGGUUGGAAUCUAUGCGGAAACGGAAGGUUAUUGGCUCUUUGUAAUAUCUGAUUGUUUUGCAAUAAAAGCGGUAGUGUUCAAAAAAUGA